AACAGGAGUUAGCUUGUGCAGAAGUAGCUAGCUCACCUCUUUUCUGGCUCUAUAUUCAUAUUAAUAACCUUUAUCAUCAUGUCCUUUAAAAGAGAAGGUGACGACAAGAGUCAGUUAAACAUCCUGAAGAAGCGACGUGUUGAGGAUCUUCUGUCUCAUUUCAUCCCUGAGGACGAAGCGGUUCUGAUGAGAAACGGAAGAUAUUCCUGCACCGUGUGUUCGUAUCGUCCCGUGUUCGAUACCGUGGACAUGUUGACGGUUCACAGAAACGGGAAAAAGCAUCUGGAAGGAUUAAAAUUGUUCUAUGGCAAAAAAACACGGCUGAAGAAUGAAAUAACAAAGAGGCGACAAGAAGACUCCGUCCAGGCUGAAGACGCAGGACAGGAACCGUCCAGCUCUGCUCCGUUACUGGAACAAACACGAAAGCUCACAUAUCACGCUCUGCUGAAAACGGUCCCGUACAACAGCUGCCAUCGAAAAACCAGCACAAAAUCUGAGAAAGAACCAGCGAGCAUCAGCUCAGACGUCAGAGGAAACGCUCACAGAGAAACUUCAUCUGGGCCAGAAAACACAAGUGAAGCUUCUGACUCUGCUGCGUCCAGAAGCUGCAGCGGCUCCACGGCAGAUAAUAAAGAGUUAAAUCCAUCACAUGAUGUGGAGGAGUCUCAGCCAAUCACAGCCGAGAGGAGGAGAGAGCUGGAGCACUACCUCAAACUGAAAAGUGACGGGUGGAAACAGGACGGGAGCGGCCGGUGGAUUAGAGACGAGAACGUAGAGUUCGAUUCAGACGAGGAGGAGCCUCCGUCGCUCGUCCCCUCAGAGGACUGAGGACAGAGGACAGAGGACUGAGGACAGAGGACACAGAGGAACUUGGAACGUCCUGGAGCCGCGGUGCUGAAUGAACUAGCUGAGCUCCCCCGUGCAGAGACUCAUUGAAUCACAUGAUUUCCUUCCGGCUCCACAGAGACUGUUUCAUCUGGGCUCUCACUCACCAGCAGUAACAUAAAACUUCUAGAUUCCAUUCAGCUGCAACUCGUGAUUCUUUUAUUGUGCUAAAAACAAAUCGUACGAUUUAAUGAGAAGCUUAAUUUCCUCACAGUCGGCUGAUUCGUUAUGUCACAGCAUUACAUUUAAAGAAUUAGAUUUAGAAACAGAAUGUGAGAAACAAUUUAUCCUUUGCUGAGAACAGAGAACAUCGAGCAACUUAAAGACAUGAAGAUUUUAAUAAAAAAAGAAUUAGUGUCUAAUCCCAAACACUGGCAAACAUUAUAGAUUAUACUGUAUAUUUGCAUAUUGUUUUAACCAUAAUGUCUUUUAGUUAUGAUUAAUACUAUUCACAUUUCCAGGUGAAACACUGAAUGGAUAUAUUUUUUAUGCAGAUUUGUUCAUAAAGGAAAACCAUGCAUCGAAAUGUCAUGUGCCUCAAAUCAUAAUAAAGGAGGAUACGGGUUAAAGAAGUUAAACUCGUUAAUUCAUGUCACAGGCAAAUUGUUCUCAAGCUCUUUUCUGCUCCAUUUGUACCUGAUUAAUAUGUUUAGCUUAAUAUAAAAAUAACAGUUUUAUGAGUGAUGUGGGUUUUUCACUGAUGAGAUCUCAGCUACAACUCACACACCAACGUCUGUAGACAUUAUAAACUAACAU
This is a messenger RNA of Limanda limanda (common dab), 1641 nucleotides long. It is a transcript of the gene scnm1, whose product is annotated as sodium channel modifier 1. Gene Ontology annotation, biological process: RNA splicing. The coding region runs from base 79 to 828 and encodes 249 amino acids. The transcript is spliced from 8 exons. The record is from RefSeq and is a predicted model, not a curated record. Gene Ontology annotation, cellular component: nucleus. Lineage: Eukaryota; Metazoa; Chordata; Actinopteri; Pleuronectiformes; Pleuronectidae.